This is a messenger RNA of Anguilla rostrata (American eel), 936 nucleotides long. RefSeq names its product sialic acid-binding Ig-like lectin 10. The record is from RefSeq and is a predicted model, not a curated record. The transcript has 5 exons. Lineage: Eukaryota; Metazoa; Chordata; Actinopteri; Anguilliformes; Anguillidae. Bases 141 to 896 code for a protein of 251 amino acids.
CAACCAUUAGACCUCCAACACUGGAAAGCCAGAUUAGCACAUCAAGUUGUUUCUCAGAGGAGUCACAUCAGGCAGAAAGCACAAUUAUUUUUUUGGGAUUUUCUCAAUGAUGUUAAAUUGCCAGGUGGUAGUUCAAUAUAAUGGGUAAUGAACUGGCAAGGAGACAUGGCAAGGAGAACUCAACAACUGUACAGCUGAAUGUGAUAUACAUGCCUCAGAUCUCUGGCUCUGGGAGCUGCAGCAGAACUGCAGCAGAGAUCAGCUGCUCCUGUGAGAGCCGUGGGAAUCCCUCUCCCAGCAUGGAGUGGCGUGUGUCUGGACUGCGGGUCACUAACUCUACUGACAGAGUCAUCAGGGAGGAGCAGCUGGGGAACACAGGCCUGAGGAGCUCCCUCACCAUGCGCCAAUCACAGGGAGACACGCCCACUCUCCUCUGCGUCAGCACCAACACUCUCGGCUCCUCCAGCCUCCAGCUCCACCUCCCGUCUCCACAGCAACACUCAGGAUUCACUUGCAAUCCACUAUUACUUAUUAUAAACGUAGGACUGAUUUGUCUGUAUGUGCUGACUGUUGGAUUCUGUAUCCACAAAAAUAAAAGGUUGUCUAGAAGACUGAAGGGAGGGAGGGACGGGGACACAUAUGCCAGUCUGCAGCUUUCCAACAUCAGCCCUGAGUAUGACGUGCUGCAGGUGAGCAAGUGUGACACUGAGAAAUACACACCAGGGGGCGCCACUAUGCUCAUAUUUACGAAAACUCAUAUUUAUGAAAAUGAAAUGUAUGUAGAUUCCCUCAGUAUCGGAGCUGUGUGUAGUAAAGACAGGAUGAGAUCUGUAUUAGUUUUUAAUCACUCAGUCCAAACAGAGGAGAAAACCUCACAGACUCAGCUGAAGGGCUAAAAUGCUAUUUUCUUGCCUUUAAUGUUGAUGCAGAAGCCUU